This is a messenger RNA of Camponotus floridanus (Florida carpenter ant), 304 nucleotides long. RefSeq lists its product as uncharacterized. The transcript has a single exon. Gene Ontology annotation, biological process: mitochondrial respiratory chain complex III assembly. NCBI's taxonomy places the organism in Eukaryota, Metazoa, Arthropoda, Insecta, Hymenoptera, Formicidae. The coding region runs from base 60 to 230 and encodes 56 amino acids. The record is from RefSeq and is a predicted model, not a curated record.
ACUACGGCAGGAGGCUUGAAUUUACACUUUCUACCAAGAUAUUGACAUAUUGACGUAUAAUGCCAGCUGGACUAUCUUGGCCACGCUACAUUACGUUUUGUUCAGUGGCAAUGAUUACAAUGCUAUCCGGCGCACAAUGGGUUCAUCAAAUCUACAGACCGCUCGACGAUCUGGAGGAUCUCGUCGAACAGAGAUUAAAAGAGAGACGGAAGGAGCUACAGAAGAAAUAACUUUAUAGAAUAAUAUAUUAGCAUAUAAUUAAUCACUUUUCUUGUGAAUAUCGAGUGAUUAAUAAAGCAGAUAC